GCGUGGAUCCCACCAAUCCGACAAAAAAUAAUAAAUGCUUACACCUGUGACGCCAAGAUUAAAUCAGUUGGGUGUGUGUUCCUUCCAAAGCGUCAAUGGUAGUUUAUUAGCAAACCCAAGGUGCUCACAAGUGGACGAUACUGUUUAGAGUUUACGCAAGCUAAUAAUUCUUAGAAAACGACUAUAAAAUAAUUAUUUCAAAAGCGGAUCAACACAAACGCUAUAUAAACACAAUGCCUCAACAGGAACAGGACUCACAACAAACAUUUUUGGGCUUCGAUUUGAGUACGCAAAAGCUUAAGGCGAUUCUCUUAAAUGCCGAACUGAAAGUUAUUGCCUCGGCAGAGGUUAAAUUUGACAGUGAUUUACCAGAGUUUCGAACCACAGGAGGCGCCAACCCGGGCCCAAAUAAGUUCGAGUACUUUGUUCAGCCUGUUAUGUGGGUAAAGGCUAUGGACAUUGUUCUGGAUCGAUUGGUAAUACAGGAGGUUGAUCUGAGCACUGUUGUUGCCAUUAGUGGCUCUGCCCAGCAGCAUGGCUCCCUGUACUGGUCAAAGCACGGCAUUGCUGCUCUACAGACUCUAGAUGCCGAAAAGUUUCUGCAUGCGCAAAUCGACGAUUCAGCGUUUGUGGUGAACAGAACGCCUAUCUGGAUGGACGCAUCAACUUUGAAGCAGUGCUUCGAAAUGGAAACGGCCAUUGGUGGACAGACUGAAAUGGUUCAGAUGACUGGUUCCAAGUGCUAUGCGCGCUUUACGGGGCCACAAAUACGAAAAAUUUACCAGCAACGUACUCACGCAUACGAGGACGCGCAGAGAAUCUCGUUGGUUAGCAGCUUUCUGGCUUCGCUGUUCCUUGGGAAAGUAGCGGCAAUUGACUACGCUGAUGGCUCAGGCAUGAACUUGUUGGAUAUUCGCCACAAAACGUGGUCAAAAACUUGCCUUAAUGCUUGUGCGCCCGAUCUGGAGGAUCGCUUGGGUGAAGCAGUGAGUGGGUUUUCUAUCCUGGGAAAUGUCAGCGAGUACUUUGUGCAGCGCUUUUGCUUUCCGCCUACAUGCAAAGUCGUUGCCUGCACGGGCGAUAAUCCUUCUGCUCUGGCAGGAAUGCUUGUCGACAGAAAUUGGCUGAGUAUAUCACUAGGUACCAGCGACACGCUGAUGAUGAGUCUGGAAGAACCGCCUAAUCUAGAAGAGGGACACGUACUAUGCCAUCCAACGGAAUCGCAUGAAUAUAUGGGUCUUUUGUGUUUCAGAAACGGGUCAAUGGUUCGCGAAGCGAUGAAUAAAUCAGAGGCUGACGGCAACUGGGAGAAGUUCAAUGAGUUGCUGGAUUCUACACCACGUGGUAAUUUUGGCAACAUGGCUCUGCACUUUAACGAAAUGGAAAUCAUACCCAAGGCGAAAGGAACGCUUCGCUGGAACAAGGACAUCCAUCCGAGUUCUAAUGACGCCGUAAAGGGUGUACUUAAAUUUAGCUCGCCGCAAAUUGAAAUUCGUGCAUUAGUGGAGGGUCAAAUGCUACAUCAUCGUGCUAUUGCGGAGGACAUGGGCUUCCACUUCGGCAACCAGACUAAAAUCCUUGCUACCGGUGGUGCCUCAGUCAACCAAUCUAUUCUUCAAGUAAUUGCUGAUGUUUUCAAUGCACCUGUCUACAAACAAAAUGAAAGUGAGGCGGCGCUUCUUGGUGCCGCAUAUCGAGCAGCGUAUGCUUUCUAUUUAAAUAAGAAUGAGCAGAGGGAACCCAUUAACAGCUAUCGCGACUACAUCCUCAGCAAGACGCCAAAUCACCUUAAGCUAGUUUGCGAGCCGAAUAAAGAUAGUGAGACCGUAUACACGCCUAUGUUGCAACGAUACAGGGAUAUGGCGCGCGUUCUCGAAGGUCAAUUGGCUCACUGAACCUUUGUAUAAUCCCUACGUGGUCGUCUUUUGUAACUCCGCGCUCCACGAAUUAAAUAUUGAAUAUCACCCAAGCACUUUGGACACCACAUUCCAUACUCCAAAUUUUAUAUACUGAUAUAUACAACUAAAGUGCAAUUAACAAAA
Molecule: messenger RNA, 2042 nt
Organism: Drosophila virilis
Lineage: Eukaryota; Metazoa; Arthropoda; Insecta; Diptera; Drosophilidae
Product: xylulose kinase
Biological process (GO): xylulose metabolic process; phosphorylation; D-xylose metabolic process
Cellular component (GO): cytosol
Molecular function (GO): D-xylulokinase activity
Source: RefSeq, a predicted model, not a curated record